Arabidopsis arenosa is the source of this 504-nucleotide messenger RNA. Lineage: Eukaryota; Viridiplantae; Streptophyta; Magnoliopsida; Brassicales; Brassicaceae. The record is from the annotation of a GenBank genome assembly.
AAAUGCAAGCGAUAAUAGUACAAGCUAUAGUGCAAAGAGGUUGAAGGUAGAUAAUGUCGACCAGUGAGCUCGCCUGCACUUACGCGGCUCUAAUCCUCCACGAUGAUGGAAUCGAGAUCACCGCUGAGAACAUAUCAAAACUGGUGAAAACAGCCAAUGUGAAUGUUGAGUCAUACUGGCCUAGCCUCUUUGCUAAGCUUUGCGAGAAGAAGAACAUCGAUGAUCUCAUCAUGAAUGUAGGAGCCGGUGGUUGUGGUUUGGCUGGUCCAGUUACCGCUGCUGCUUCUGCCGCUUCUCAAUCAGCCUCUUCUCCUAAGGAGAAGAAGAAUGAGAAGGAGGAGAUCAAAGAAGAGAGUGAAGAUGACAUGAUAAUCGGAUUGUUUGACUAGAAGAGCUUCUUCUUCUUUCUUUCUAUUGAAUUCUUUUUCUUUUGUACGUUCUAAGCGAAACCUUUGUCUUGUCUGCUUUUGAGAAGCUUUUAUUUGCUUCCAAAUUUUAUGAAUA